This is a messenger RNA of Paramecium tetraurelia, 1089 nucleotides long. RefSeq lists its product as uncharacterized. Lineage: Eukaryota; Ciliophora; Oligohymenophorea; Peniculida; Parameciidae. The record is from RefSeq and is a predicted model, not a curated record. The transcript is spliced from 7 exons. Gene Ontology annotation, biological process: ceramide biosynthetic process. Gene Ontology annotation, cellular component: endoplasmic reticulum; membrane. Gene Ontology annotation, molecular function: sphingosine N-acyltransferase activity.
AUGAAUCCCAUUUUGAAAUCAAAUAGCAAGUCAUUUUUCAAAAAGGCAAAUUUCUAUUAUUUCAGAAUAUCACAUCUGUCCUAUGAAGAGACUUUCAGACUCUUAUUCAUCCUUUUAGCAUCUAUACUUUCCUUCUUUGUAUUUGAUGCCUUACGUUUCAGAUAGUACUUAAUAAUGACUGACAUUCCUGUAAUAUCCUAUUCCAGUUUCAGCAUCAUGCUAUUGGGAUUAAUCAUCGUUCAUUACUCCAAAUGGACUGUAAAUUUCUUAUUCCAUGAUUUUGUAUAUAGGACCAUAUCAGCGUAAUAUUCUGGAGAAUUCAGAGACAUCAGGGUUAAAAAAAUUUUAAAAUGGCUAUUUGAUGGAGUAUACUAUUCAACAACUUCUAUACUCUGUUGGUAUUUCUUUCGCGAAGAGCCUUGGUAUCCAAAUGGGUUGGGAGGUACCAAUUACACAGGUAUUUGGUAGGAUUUUCCUAAUAUGAUCAAUAAUAAAUGGGUGAUCCCCUUCUAUAUGAUUCAAACAGCGAAUCAUUUAUAUGCCUUGAUCCACUUGGCAAUAAAGAGGAAGGAAGUAGAAACCAAGUAUUGGGAGUAUAUGUUGCAUCACACUCUUGCAACCUGUCUGCUCAUCUUCUCAUCCCUUUAUAAUCAAUUUCGAUUCGGAAUUGUUGUAUUGGGAAUUCAUGAUAUUGCUGAUAUCAUUUUAUCUCUCUCAAGGGCUCAACAUGACUUAAAAUCAAUCAAAUCUCUCAUGUAUAUCCAAUACGUAUUGCUUUUAUUCACAUGGAUUUAUACCAGAGUGAUCAUAUUUCCUUAAAUUAUUUUGGAGGCAAUAUUGAAUUACUCAGACUAUCCUGAAGCUGCAUGGGGUAACAAGUACCUCAUUGUCCAGAUGUGCAUCUUGUUUGGUAUGCACAUAUAUUGGACCUACUUUAUGAUGCAGAUAGGAAUUAAUGUGUUUAAGAAGGGCAAAAAAUACGAGGAAAUAAACACGUAUGACAACAAAGAAAUUCUGAAAUAAGAAAGAAAUUGAUAACCAUUGAAAAUCAAACUAUAAAAAAAAGUUAAUUAUAUAAAAUAAUAAAAA